AUGGGUAUUUUCCUUUUCCUUAUUUUACGACACGGAGUAAUAUUUUCCGUUAACUUCUUUUUUUGUCCUCUACAUUUUGCUGUCUUCUUUCUUUGUCGCCUUCUUUCUCUCUAUCGUCUUCUUUCUCUCUGUCGCCUUCUUUCUCUCUAUAGCCUUCUUUCUCUCUGUCGCCUUCUUUCUCUCUAUCGUCUUCUUUCUCUCUGUCGCCUUCUUUCUCUCUAUCGUCUUCUUUCUCUCUGUCGCCUUCUUUCUCUCUAUCGUCUUCUUUCUCUCUGUCGCCUUCUUUCUCUCUAUCGUCUUCUUUCUCUCUGUCGCCUUCUUUCUCUCUAUCGUCUUCUUUCUCUCUGUCGCCUUCUUUCUCUCUGUCGUCUUCUUUCUCUCUGUCGCCUUCUUUCCCUCUAUCGUCUUCUUUCUCUCUAUCGUCUUCUUUCUCUCUGUCGCCUUCUUUCUCUCUAUCGUCUUCUUUAUCUGUGUCGUCUUCUUUCUCUCUAUCGUCUUCUUUCUCUCUGUCGCCUUCUUUCUCUCUAUCGUCUUCUUUCUCUCUGUCGCCUUCUUUCUCUCUAUCGUCUUCUUUCUCUCUGUCGCCUUCUUUCUCUCUAUCGUCUUCUUUCUCUCUGUCGCCUUCUUUCUCUCUAUCGUCUUCUUUAUCUCUGUCGCCUUCUUUCUCUCUAUCGUCUUCUUUCUCUCUGUCGCCUUCUUUCUCUCUAUCGUCUUCUUUCUCUCUGUCGCCUUCUUUCUCUCUGUCGUCUUCUUUCUCUCUGUCGCCUUUCCCUCUAUCGUCUUCUUUCUCUCUAUCGUCUUCUUUCUCUCUGUCGCCUUCUUUCUCUCUAUCGUCUUCUUUAUCUGUGUCGUCUUCUUUCUCUCUAUCGUCUUCUUUCUCUCUGUCGCCUUCUUUCUCUCUAUCGUCUUCUUUCUCUCUGUCGACUUCUUUCUCUCUAUCGUCUUCUUUCUCUCUGUCGCCUUCUUUCUCUAUCGUCUUCUUUCUCUCUGUCGCCUUCUUUUCUCUCUAUCGUCUUCUUUAUCUCUGUCGCCUUCUUUCUCUCUAUCGUCUUCUUUCUCUCUGUCGCCUUCUUUCUCUCUAUCGUCUUCUUUCUCUCUGUCGUCUUCUUUCUCUCUGUCGCCUUCUUUAUCUCUGUCGCCUUCUUUCUCUCUAUCGUCUUCUUUAUCUCUGUCGCCUUCUUUCUCUCUGUCGCCUUCUUUCUCUCUGUCGUCUUCUUUAUCUCUAUCGCCUUCUUUCUCUCUGUCGCCUUCUUUCUCUCUAUCGCCUUCUUUCUCUCUGUCGCCUUCUUUCUCUCUAUCGUCUUCUUUCUCCCUGUCGCCUUCUUUCUCUCUAUCGUCUUCUUUCUCUCUAUCGUCUUCUUUCUCUCUGUCGCCUUCUUUCUCUCUAUCGUCUUCUUUCUCUCUAUCGUCUUCUUUCUCUCUGUCGCCUUCUUUCUCUCUAUCGUCUUCUUUCUCUCUGUCGUCUUCUUUCUCUCUGUCGCCUUCUUUCUCUCUGUCGUCUUCUUUCUCUCUGUCGAUGUCUUCAUUCUGCUUCUCCUCUUCUUCUCCUUCUUACCCUUCUUUUUUUUUGUAUUCUUCUUCUUCUUUGAAUUUUUCUUCUUCUUUCUUCUCCUUUUCUUCUUCUUUGUAUUUUUCUUCUCCUUCUUGUAUUCUUCCUCUUCUACUCUUUCUUUGUAUUCUCUUUCUUUGUUUUCUUCUUUUUUGCAUUCUUCUUCUUCUCAUCCUUUUCCUAUAUUUUUCUUUUCCUUUAUCUUAUUCCUUGUUUUCUUUCUUUCUUUCUUUCUUUCUUUCUUUCUUUCUUUCUUUCGAAAUAAGAGCGUGUUUCUCCUGAAGUCAAGACCCUCUUCAAAAUGUUUGCCGAGUCAAUGA
Molecule: messenger RNA, 1869 nt
Organism: Acanthosepion pharaonis
Lineage: Eukaryota; Metazoa; Mollusca; Cephalopoda; Sepiida; Sepiidae
Source: the annotation of a GenBank genome assembly